Prunus armeniaca (apricot) is the source of this 216-nucleotide messenger RNA. The record is from the annotation of a GenBank genome assembly. Lineage: Eukaryota; Viridiplantae; Streptophyta; Magnoliopsida; Rosales; Rosaceae.
AUGAGUGCUUCUGGCUUGCCCUUUGUUCCAGUUCCAGCUGUAAUCUUCUUCAAGGAAAAUAUGGAAGGAAUAAAGGUGAUUGCCAUGGUAUUGGCCCUCUGGGGCUUCGCUUCAUAUCUCUAUCAGCACUAUCUCGACGAUUUAGAGUCCAAGGCUGAAAAUAAACAUGUAAAAGAAAUUUCAAUGAUUCCUUUACUGAAAGAGGACAACUUUUGA